GAUCUUGACAAGUUCAAGAUGGAGUACCACCCCACCAGUGGUCAACCUACAGUCGUCGAAAGUUUUUCAGUCUAUGGACGUGCGGAUGCUCCGCCUCCAUUCGUCGACGACUCUCCAUGGCUUCCCUUUUUAUGCCGUGCCGACUUUGAGUUUGCUGAACUGGCGCACCGAGCCGCUCUCAGCAAGGAACACAUAGAUAAAUUUUUGCAGCUCAUUUGGAACAUUGUAGAUGGUCACACAAAGUUUACAUUUAAGACUCACGGUGACGUAUCAAGAGCAUGGGAUAAGGCUUCAACGCAGAUGACACCGUUCGAGAAGCACAUUAUAUCUGUAGAUUAUCAGAAGGGGAAACUGGACUUCGAUGUGUAUUCACGGCCAAUAUGGGACUGGGCCAUGGACCUACUCAACAAGCCUAUUUUGGUGUCGCAUUUUGAAUGGGACGCUCAGCGGUUGUACAAGCAUAAUGGUACUCGGUAUGAACAAUUUAUACAUGAACCUUGGACUGCAGACCGUUGGUGGAGGAUCCAAUCUUCGUUACCUAACAAUGGGGUACCUUUCGCCUUUAUCUUGUAUGCAGACAAGACACACUUGUCGUCUUCUGGCAAUGUCAAAGGAUAUCCGGUAAUUGCCCGGUGUGCGAACUUACCGGUUCACAUUCGAAAUCAUGCUGGAAUAGGAGGUGGUCGCCUCGUGGGCUGGUUACCGAUCGUAGGUUUCUAUGCUGAAGAAGACCACAAGCUCUCCUACACGAAUUUAAAGCGUGUCAUUUGGCACGAAGCGUUUUUAAAGUUUCUCGAGGUUGUCAUACUUUACUCUAAGACAGGAUUUGCCCAUAAAUGUUUCGAUGACAUCACACGGUGGUUAUAUGCGCUGAUUCUGCUAUUAUCAGCUGACUAUGAAGAACAGUGCGUGAUGGCAUUAAUACGAGGGACAGGCUCCCUCUGUCCAUGUCCCAUCUGCCUGGUGCCUUCAACGAAACUUCGCGACCACACUGUGACAUACCCCAUCCGAAAAGUUGAGGAUGUGCAAGUUCGUGUCAAACUCUAUGAGGAGAACCGCGUCGUGGGAGAAGCGGCCCUGAAGGAACAAGGUUUGCGACCUGUAAAAAAUGUCUUCUGGAGAUUGGAAAACUCAAACCCUCAUGAGACAAUCUCUCAGGACCUGUUGCACGCAUUUCAUGGCGGUUUAUAUGGUCAUCAUAUUCACGAAGAGGCUAAGAAUCUCGCAGAACUUCUCGGGCGCAGUGCCCUCAAGCAAAUUGACGAGCAAUUUGAUGCCUUUCCACGAUGGAGGGGUCUUAAUCAUUUUUGCCGGGUCACGAACAUUAGCUUUAGUGAUGGGAACAAAUUUCGAGAUAUCUCGAAGCAAUUUCUGUUUGCUGCUCAUAAUGUGCUCACAAAGCAGGAGAGCAAAGCCGGCUACAUGCUUUUGCGGUGUAUUGCGAGUUACCUCGCUAUAGACAUGUAUGUCUCGCUCGACACCCAAAUGGAGGGCACUUUU
This is a messenger RNA of Suillus plorans, 1500 nucleotides long. RefSeq lists its product as uncharacterized. The annotation marks the transcript as partial. The transcript has 8 exons. The record is from RefSeq and is a predicted model, not a curated record. Lineage: Eukaryota; Fungi; Basidiomycota; Agaricomycetes; Boletales; Suillaceae.